AUGGGUUCGGAGUACAGCGAUGAGUUUGAUGGGUACGAAUCCUCAAGUGUUGGCGACGAGCACGAAGAUACUAUCAAUGAGAUUGUUGCCGAGGUUGUCGACCAAUUUCUCACCGAAUUCAGUAGACAUCUCGGAAUCCAACAGCCCGAAAACUCACCACUAUCGCGCAUGUUGGCGCCCAAGAUACCCGAGACUGAGGAAGAGUAUCGAGAGUAUGUCUGGGGUUACAUCGAGCAUUAUCUCCAGUCGUAUUACCAACCUGGGGAUCCAUACGUGGAGGAACUAGUAAAGAGUGCGGCUGUUCGCGCCAAGGAUCUCACACAAAAAUACGACUUGGAACCCGGGACAACGCCGAAGUUGGCCGUUAUGGCCUUAUACGACUUCGUGAUCCUCUGCGAUGACAGCAGUUCAAUGAAAAGCAAAAAGGGUGCUCGUAUACGGGCUCUUGAAGAUACUUGUCAACGUGUUGCCGAAAUUGCCAGCGCGAUACAAGACCAGGACGUGUAUCUUCGGUUUCUGAACAGCACAGAAGAUCGGCACCUGAAUAAGCUGUCACCAACUGAGAUCAGAAACCACAUGAAGAAGGUCAAAUAUUAUGGGUGGACCAGACUGGGAAACGCGCUCAGAACCAAGAUUGUCCAGCCUCUCAUCUUCGAACCAUUGGAGAAUGGCCUUUCUGCGAAGCCGGUCAUUACUAUCGUCGUAACAGAUGGACAUCCAGAUGGUGAGGAUGAGAAUUGCUUUGGUGAGACCAUCUUGGAGUGCAAGAAGAAAUUGACCCAGCUUUCCAAGCAGCCAGCGGGUGCAAUAUUUCUCAUCUCACGGGUUGGCAAUGACGCAAAUGCAGAGAACUUUCUAAGUAACCUCAGGGUGAACAAGGAAUUACAAGAGGUGCUCUAUUGUUGUCAAGACCAGCUGGAUGAGCGGCGGGAGGUGUUCCGCAGAGCUGGCGGAGAUAAUCAAUAUUCUUCGUAUCUGAUUAACUUAUUCGUCGCUGCCCUGGAUAGCCAGACUAAGUGA
This is a messenger RNA of Aspergillus costaricaensis CBS 115574, 1020 nucleotides long. RefSeq names its product vWA domain-containing protein. The record is from RefSeq and is a predicted model, not a curated record. NCBI's taxonomy places the organism in Eukaryota, Fungi, Ascomycota, Eurotiomycetes, Eurotiales, Aspergillaceae. The transcript is spliced from 4 exons. The coding region runs from base 1 to 1020 and encodes 339 amino acids.